Molecule: messenger RNA, 948 nt
Organism: Fonsecaea erecta
Lineage: Eukaryota; Fungi; Ascomycota; Eurotiomycetes; Chaetothyriales; Herpotrichiellaceae
Exons: 1
Coding region: 1-948 (315 amino acids)
Molecular function (GO): S-adenosylmethionine-dependent methyltransferase activity
Source: RefSeq, a predicted model, not a curated record
AUGUCCAAGCCAAAGUCCGCCUCUUCCCCAUUUCCGAGGGAAAAGACAUUCAGCUCCUACAACAAGGAACAGGGUAAGGCUUACGCCCAAGCCCGUCGCGACUACCACCCAAAGGUGUAUCAAACCGUCAUUGACCACCACACGUCCACUGGUGGCGGCCUCGAUACACUUCUCGAUGUUGGCUGCGGUCCCGGGCUUGCUGCUCGUGGGCUCUCGUCCCACUUUGCUCACAUCAUAGGGCUGGAUCCUUCGGCAGGCAUGCUCGCUAUCGCUCGCUCCCUGGACAUCGUCUCAUCCACGUCUGAACCGGCACGUUUCGAAAUCUCCACGGCAGAGGAACUUGGAUCAAACCUCUCUCCACCUAUUGCAGAUGCCAGCGUCGACCUCAUCACUGCCUCCAAUGCUGCUCACUGGUUCGACAUGUCUGGCUUCUGGCCCAGUGCAGCCCGCGUCCUUAAGCCGGGGGGCACAGUUGCAAUCUGGACUAGCGGCGAGAUUCGUGCUCACCCGUCCAUGCCCAAUUCUGCUGCCAUCCAGGCGGCCAUGGAUGAGCAUCAGGAGCGAGAUAUGAAACCCUAUAUUGAGCCAGGCUCCCUCAUUGUGCGAAACCGUUAUGUUGAUCUCCCCCUUCCAUGGACGCUGGCCCACCCUGUUGCCGAAUUUGACCAGACAACGUUCGUGCGGAUGGAAUGGGAUCCGAGUGAAGACUUCUUUGUGGGCCUACCUGAAGGGGAUCUGGACAUGUUCGAGAAGGUGAUGGCGACGGGGAGUGCAGAGACACGCUGGCGUCAGGCACACCCAGAUGACGUUGGCACGGAGCGGGAUGUUCUUAAGAUACUUCGCAAGAAGAUUGAACAACUGUUGCACGAGGCAGGUGUUGAGAAAGGACAGGAGAAAAUGAAGGCAGCCGUGUACGGCGUGUUGUUGUUGGUCAAGAAGAAGGCUUGA